Molecule: messenger RNA, 871 nt
Organism: Eruca vesicaria subsp. sativa (arugula)
Lineage: Eukaryota; Viridiplantae; Streptophyta; Magnoliopsida; Brassicales; Brassicaceae
Source: the annotation of a GenBank genome assembly
AUGGGACAUAGAUGUUGUGGGAAACACAAAGUGAAUAGAGGGCUUUGGUCUCCUGAAGAAGACGAGAAGCUUCUUCGUUAUAUCACCACGCAUGGCCAUCCCAGUUGGAGUUCCGUUCCCAAGUUUGCCGGGUUGCAAAGAUGUGGGAAGAGUUGCAGAUUAAGGUGGAUAAAUUACUUGAGGCCUGAUUUAAAGAGAGGUUCAUUUACCGCGGAGGAAGAGCAGAGUAUCAUCGAUGUUCAUCGUAUUCUCGGUAACAAAUGGGCUCAGAUUGCUAAGCAUUUACCUGGACGCACUGACAAUGAAGUCAAAAACUUUUGGAACUCAUGCAUCAAGAAGAAGCUUCUUUCUCAAGGCUUGGACCCUUCCACUCAUAACCUCAUGCCUUCACACAAAAGAUCUUCUGUUUCUUCUAGUAGUAAUAUUCCUAAGCCAAGCAAGAAGAAGUCCAUCAUGACAAACACAAAGUUUGAUCUUUCAACCACUGCUUUCUCCAUCACAAACAUCAAUCCUCACAGUUCCACUAAACAAAACAGAGUUAAAUCUCCUAACCAGACCCCAGUCCCCUCUCAAACUAUAAUCCCUAUCAAUGAUACCAUGUCAACUCUUUUAGAUGAUGAGAAUGUGAUUCCUAACUGGUCAGAUGUUGAUGUAAUGGCGCCAAUCCAUGAAGAGGCUCCUAUGUUUUCAAGUGACAAGGCUGUAGUGGGAGAUGAUGAUGAUGAUAUCAACAUGGACAUUUUAUUUAAUACGCCUUCUUCUACUUUUGAUAAUGAUUUUGCUUCCAUUUUCUCUUCUGCAAUGUCUAUCGAUUUCAAUCCCAUGGAUGAUCUUGGCUGGACCUUUUAGUUUUACACUGUCUCUACUAUAC